UGUUUUGAAUCAGCACAAAAUCGAAAAAUCGGGAAAAUUUGUGGAAAUCGUGGAAAAAUCUGAAGCGAAACGGAUGCAGGAGUGUCCACGAUGGACAUCACUUCGUUGUUUAAGGCUUCCGUGAAAACGGCCCGGCUAAAGCUACCACCGGGCAGCAUCACGCAACCGGACAAGAACCGUAUAUUGGCUAAAAAGAACAGCAGUCCUACGCACGAAAUAUGGAGCAAAGCGAAAUCGCUCAAGCACCAGGUCACGCUGUUGCGAAACUUCCUUCUCGAUAACCGGGCCUCCUAUAUGCAACUAGCUGAGCACCUGAAAAACGCUGCCCCACCCAUGACGGACGAGGAGCGCGAGCUGAUCGACCGCGAGUCGGAAAAUAUCCUCUCCAACACCGCCAUGGUUGUGGGGGAUUUGCGACGCGAACUGCACGACCUGCGGGUGCAGAAACAGGCCGAGAGCUUCCUAACCUUCGUCAUCGAGAGCCUUGUCGAGUACGCGAACGGUGUCCGGAAGAUUGCGCUCGAGCAGAAAAAGUUCCGCAUCCGGCGUCAAAUCGAAACGAUCCAAUACAUCAAGCUGCAGCCCAAAAUGAAAACCGACGUACUGAACAGGCCGCUGGAAACGGCACCGGCGGAGGCACUGGCUGACCGACCAAGCGGAUCGCCGGUUGCAUCGAGACGGGCGGAAUCGCUGGAUACGGCCCAGAAGCCCGACAAAACGGUUGCCCUUUCGACGACGAUGGAUGAUCUGGAGGAGAGUACGAUGGAUGACGAGUAUGAGGGUAAUGAUCUUAGUCCCGAGGAUAUUCAGAUGUUUGAAUCAGAAAACAUUCAGCUGUACAACGAACUGAAGGGACUGUCCGAGGAGGUGGAACAAAUUCAGCGCAACGUUGCCGACAUCGCACAUCUGCAGGAUAUCUUUACCGAGAAGGUAUCAAUCCAAAAGGGAGACAUUGAGCACAUAGCCACCAACGUGGUGGGCACGACGGAGAACAUCAAGGACGCGAACGAGCAGAUCCGGCAGGCCAUUCAGCGCAAUGCUGGGUUGCGCGUUUGGGUGUUGUUCUUUUUUAUUGUGAUGUCCUUUACGCUUCUGUUCUUGGAUUGGUAUAACGAUUGAACACGAGGCAAGGCAUUACGCAAAUGCACCAAGAGGGAGCAGCGUUCGGAGGAUUCUUUUCCAUUUUUUCCUCCGGCGCCGGGUUGUGGGGUUCAUACUCGAAGCGCUUUAAUAAAUUUGACAUGCAUUAGUGUCUGGACUGUUCAGAAAACCGCUGCAAUUAAUAAA
Messenger RNA from Anopheles darlingi, 1287 nucleotides. RefSeq names its product syntaxin-18 (gene Syx18). Lineage: Eukaryota; Metazoa; Arthropoda; Insecta; Diptera; Culicidae. Gene Ontology annotation, biological process: retrograde vesicle-mediated transport, Golgi to endoplasmic reticulum. The coding region runs from base 91 to 1119 and encodes 342 amino acids. The record is from RefSeq and is a predicted model, not a curated record. Gene Ontology annotation, cellular component: SNARE complex; endoplasmic reticulum. The transcript has 2 exons.